Messenger RNA from Sinocyclocheilus anshuiensis, 249 nucleotides. Its product is annotated as myeloid-associated differentiation marker-like protein 2. Lineage: Eukaryota; Metazoa; Chordata; Actinopteri; Cypriniformes; Cyprinidae. The annotation marks the transcript as partial. The transcript has a single exon. Gene Ontology annotation, cellular component: membrane. The record is from RefSeq and is a predicted model, not a curated record.
GUCGUGCUGGUGCUGGACGUGACCCGUCUGUACGCGUGUCUCCCGGUGUCCUGGGAGAACCUGACGGUGACGUGUGCGUCUCUCGCCGCGCUGCUCACGCUCACUGCAUCUAUCCUGUAUCCCGUGUUCUUUGUGCGCGCGGAUGACUGUCCGUACAACAACUGCGAGGUCAGAAACUUCCGGAUCGCGGUGAGCGUGUGCUCGUGGGCGGCGUGCGUCGCAUACGGGACGGAGGUCUUCCUGUCGCGG